This is a messenger RNA of Cheilinus undulatus (humphead wrasse), 1243 nucleotides long. RefSeq names its product forkhead box protein D1-like. Lineage: Eukaryota; Metazoa; Chordata; Actinopteri; Labriformes; Labridae. Gene Ontology annotation, biological process: anatomical structure morphogenesis; regulation of transcription by RNA polymerase II; cell differentiation. Gene Ontology annotation, molecular function: RNA polymerase II cis-regulatory region sequence-specific DNA binding; DNA-binding transcription factor activity, RNA polymerase II-specific. Bases 134 to 1051 code for a protein of 305 amino acids. The transcript has a single exon. The record is from RefSeq and is a predicted model, not a curated record.
ACUGGGAAGCUGAGGAUUCAUAGAUGCAUUCAGAUGCGCUGACUUUUUUGUGAAUGAAAGAGGACAAUAGAUCUGCGCCUGUAGGGUCCCAGGCAGGCGAGACCACCGCCUGCUGGGGAUCAAAAACUGGACCAUGACCCUGGAGAGACAGCUCAUGGGUGAGCCAGACAUUGAUGUGGAGGUACACAGAGACUUUGGUGAAGAGAAGAAGAAGACACAUUUGUCAGAGUUUGGGAGUAACAGAGCAGACUUGGAGAAACGCGCUUCAUCCUCUACUGUUGCAGACCGGGAGGAGGGAGACUUUACAGUCCGGUUACAGGCUGGUCCAAGCCUCAGAACCGGCUCUGUGAAACCUCCGUACUCUUACAUCGCUCUCAUCACCAUGGCCAUCCUGCAGAGCCCGAAGAGGAGACUCACCCUGAGUGAGAUCUGUGAUUUCAUUUGCACGCGCUUUGGGUAUUAUCGGGAGAGGUUCCCCGCGUGGCAAAACUCCAUCCGUCACAACCUGUCUUUGAAUGACUGCUUUGUCAAAAUGCCCCGUGAGCCUGGAAAUCCUGGCAAAGGGAAUUACUGGACACUGGACCCCAUGUCGGCUGAUAUGUUUGAAAACGGGAGUUUUCUACGGCGGAGGAAGCGCUUUAAAAGACAGCAUUUCCACUUGGGAGCGUUAAAGGAACCCAUGACACAGGAGCGCUGCGUGACGCGCGUGCUUCCUCCACUCGGCGCUCAAAGGAUGACUCCUUCUAUUCAGUGCCCUGAUUUGUAUGGAGACCAAGGCAUAAGACAUCGAUUAAGCCCGCACAUUAGACCCAGCAUUCCACCUGCGAGCGGUAUCCUUCCCGCGCUCUCUUCGCUCCUCUCUAGAAACUUCCCAUCAUGCCUGACGUUUGACCAUUUGGAGGCUGGACGCUGCGCCGCUGCGCCAUCUUUUGCCCCGCACUCUACGCUCAUACCUCCGGCGACACUGCGCGGAGUGAUACCCAAUUACCCUGUCUCUCAUGUGUGCAGUUUCCCUUCUGGAGCUAUCAAAGUAUUAUCCUACUCGAUUUAACAAAACCACAGGAUGAAGUGUCAAAUAAAAACACACAAAACGACUACAAAAAAAUCAACGAUGUCCUGAGCUGGGACAGCGCGUGACGUUUUUUGUUUCUAUGGAGAAAAAACCUUUUGAAUAACUGCUAUAUUAGGCCUUCACAUGGUAUUGAAUUUGUAACGUUUGAAAUAAAACGUGUAGGAUUUUUCA